Messenger RNA from Microthlaspi erraticum, 864 nucleotides. The record is from the annotation of a GenBank genome assembly. Lineage: Eukaryota; Viridiplantae; Streptophyta; Magnoliopsida; Brassicales; Brassicaceae.
AUGGCAUCAUCAUCCAUUCAUCUCCCUCCAAUUCUCUCCGCCGGCGGCAUCAUCACCCGCCGCAACCUCCUCCUCUCCACCACAAUCGCCACCGUAUCUCCCUCUCCUCAACUCCCUCCUUCUCCCGACCUAACAAUCACCGAUCGCGUCUUCCUCGAUUUCGCCCUCUGCCCCACCUACUUCCGCUCCGAUCCCUCCGCCACACUCUCCACCACCACGCCUUGCUCCGACUCCGCUCGCCUUGGCCGCGUCGUUCUCGGAUUAUACGGCCGUCACGUUCCUCUCACUGUCUCCACUUUCAAACGCAUGUGCACUUCUUCCUCCUCUUCCACAUCUUACAAAAACACCCCGAUCCACAAAAUCUUCCCCGGUCAGUUUUUCCUCGCCGGAAGACAAGGAUUGCGGCGAGACACGACGGAGAUCGGCUCUCUCCUUAAGGAUUUGCCUCGAAACACCGACGUCGUUAACUCCAAGUCUUUCCUCCUCCCGCACGCUCGUCCUGGUCUCGUCUCUCUUUGCUUAUCGGAAAACGACGAUGACGACGAAACAAGACUCGAUCCUGAUUACAGAAAUGUCGAAUUCUUAAUCACCACAGGACCUGCUCCUUGUCCGCAGCUCGACGGCGGCAACAUCGUCUUCGGAACUGUGCUUGAAGGAUUAGAUGUGGUGACGAGUAUAGCUGCAGUUCCGACGUUUAAACCGUCGGAGAAUAUUCGACAGUUUAACGAUUUUGCUGAGUUUAUCGGAGACGAAAGAGCUCAAAACGCACGAUCUCUGUGGAACAGACCUCUCAAGACUGUUUACAUUAGUGAUUGUGGAGAGCUUAAGGUCACUAAACCUUCACUCUCUCCAACUCUUCCUUAA